GCCUCCCCGGAACUUCCCAGCGCGGGGUGGUGGUAGGUGUAUUGUAGCAAGCGCUUCCUGGAGCGCAGGCGGGUCACGAGUCAGGUGACAGCCGCUUGACCGCGGCUUUGAAGUGCUGUGGCGUGGACGUCCUCCCCCGGUACCGGCGUGGAGACUGAACCUGCGAGAGAAAGGGGUUCAUCAUGGCGGAUGAUCUAAAGCGAUUCCUGUACAAAAAGUUACCAAGUGUUGAAGGGCUCCAUGCUAUUGUUGUCUCAGAUAGAGAUGGGGUACCUGUUAUUAAAGUGGCCAAUGACAGCGCCCCGGAGCAUGCGCUGAGGCCUGGAUUCUUAUCCACUUUUGCCCUUGCAACAGACCAGGGGAGCAAGCUUGGACUUUCAAAAAAUAAAAGCAUCAUCUGUUACUAUAACACCUACCAGGUAGUUCAGUUCAAUCGUUUACCUCUGGUGGUGAGCUUCAUUGCCAGCAGCAGUGCCAACACAGGACUAAUCGUCAGCCUAGAAAAGGAGCUUGCUCCAUUAUUUGAAGAACUGAUAAAAGUUGUGGAAGCGUCUUAAUUUCUCUGUGGUUUUGAUGUGCACCUUCUCUUUGUAGCACCUCAACACCAAUCCAGCAAUCUUGAGACCACAGUGAUAAUUUCACCUUUGUAUUCAGGAAAGGGGCCCUUACCACCUGACGCUAAAGAAAAGGAGCCUGUAGCUGUAAUGUAUAGACGGGGCAGCUGUUAUUUACGUGUAGAAGGUCUUUUCUUAUCUCGGGAGAUCUGGGGACACCACAGAAAUGGUUCAGUCUAUUGCAGCUCCCAUGGAGUUAGUGUGGGCACCUGCUAAUGGAUGUUAGUCUAUCCAGUGGAUCAGAAUCAAAAUGGUAUAUUGAUCCACUGGAGCCCAUAAGUGCCCACUUCUGCAGGCCACAGAUCCUUUUCAUUGUGAAUAAUAAUGAGGACAUAUUUUUCUUCAGAUUAUAUUUGCUGUCUUUGCAUUGAGUGUGAGGAAGGUAAAAUGACUUAGUAAAAAUAAUAAAGUCAGUACAAUCACUAA
Messenger RNA from Nannospalax galili (Upper Galilee mountains blind mole rat), 1040 nucleotides. It is a transcript of the gene Lamtor3, whose product is annotated as late endosomal/lysosomal adaptor, MAPK and MTOR activator 3. The coding region runs from base 183 to 557 and encodes 124 amino acids. The transcript is spliced from 7 exons. Gene Ontology annotation, biological process: positive regulation of TOR signaling; cellular response to amino acid stimulus. Gene Ontology annotation, cellular component: Ragulator complex. NCBI's taxonomy places the organism in Eukaryota, Metazoa, Chordata, Mammalia, Rodentia, Spalacidae. The record is from RefSeq and is a predicted model, not a curated record.